CCUGCUGCCGCGGCUCAUACUGCUCGGGGCGCGAUUCGCAUACAACAUACCGCUCUUCCCUUGCCACUACCUGAGCCGACUGCACUCUUUGCUGCGCUCGCAGAACAUGAUCCACUCGCGAGGAUGACACUCUCGUCCCGACGGACGUGUGGCGUCCCUGUGGACGAUUCGCGUAAUUUAUUUGAAAUGCAGCCGACGACCCCUAUCCGCGAUCUCGUAGAUCGAUACACUUUUGUAUUAUUCACGACACUAUAAAUUAAUUACGGUGGGAACCGUAGCACACUUUUCAUUCAAAAACACCUGUUCGACGAAGAUAUUUUCAGACAGUCUGGCCAACAUUCCACGAUGAUACUGUUUACAAUUUGCACACGAUUUCUGUCUCCUGAUAAAUCCUUGAUUGAAUGAAAAUAUUUCACAUUAUUCUUCUUCUUCUUCUUCUUCUUUUAAUGGCGAUGAACUUGUGUUUUUCGCCACAGGGCACACUGUUCCGCCAGUAAAUUGUUAAAAUAAUCUUGUGUUUAUUCGUGAAAUAAAUACGACAACGCCAAAAUUAAGAACUGUCAAACGAUGAACCAUAGACAAAAGCGUACGAGCGUGUUGUCGUCGUCCACACGCGCGAGAACACAAUCGAGUGAUGCGGAUUGCGGGGUCGCUUCGCGGCGCGCCGACUGACAGCCGGUCAUAGGAUGUGGGGUUACGCAUGGGGCGUGAGAAAAUAAAGUGUGGGAAAGAGUGGGCGUCGCAGCGUAGUGAAACAUUUGAUAUGUUGUAGUGAACCGAACACAUAUUUACGAACACACUGCGCCAGUAGCAGACAUUUCGUUUGUGAUUGUGUGCGUGAUAAAUACAUCGAGUUCAUGGAGCGAAAAGGUUGCGAUGUGUGAGGAAGAGACUGACGAUUGACCGGAGAUCUCGUGGGAAACGACCUUUGUUAUGUACACUGGUAUAUAAAUUAGUAUAAACAAAAAAAUCUGUUCUGGAAUUUAAUUGCACGCGAUGGGAGUCACUGGACUGUGGCGGUUGAUCGAGCCGACAGGCAAGCCGGUGCCGGUUGAAACUUUGGAAAACAAAGUAUUGGCAGUGGAUAUUUCAAUAUGGUUGCAUCAGAUGGUGAAAGGCUACCAAGAUGCCAAAGGAGCUCCACUUGCAAAUGCCCAUCUUAUGGGUCUAUUCCAGCGCCUUUGCAAACUGCUUUAUUUCAGGAUAAAGCCUGUCUUCGUAUUUGAUGGUGGUUUCCCAGACUUGAAGAGAGAAACAAUAGCAAAAAGACAAUAUAACAAGGCAAAGUACAACUCUGAGUCGGAGAGAAUAAAAAGAGAACUAGCGCUCUUGCUCAGUAAAAAGACUGCAAUCAGUAGUCUUUUGGGCAAAGAGAUAUCUCCGAAGAAAGGGUCAAGCAGCAAUACCGCUAACAAUGAUGAUCUUUUCAAAUUGCCUGCCUUACCAGAAAACAAAGAAGAAAGUGAAUCAGAGUCAGAAGAUGAAAGCUCCAGCUCCAGUUCCAUCAUUGAUUUACAUUCAGUAGAUAUAGAAUCAAACACAUUCAAGACUUUACCUGCAAAGGAGAAGUAUGACUUGCUCAUAGAAUUGAAAGAAACAAGGAAAAUGAAUUCUUGGGGUAGACUUCAUGAGUUGCCAAAGAAUAGUGAUAACUUCUCAGACUUCCAAAUGCAGAGGCUCCUAAAAAGGCGUAAAGUUCAAGAAUGUUUAGAGGAAACAGAAAAGGAAAUGGGUGAUGGUGGUAUGUCUUUAAACGAGUUAGAGUCUCUUCUUAAUGAAGAAGGCAUAGACACAAAAAUAGAAGAAUUACCCACAAGGCGUAUUGCGUCUAAUGUUAACACAAGAUUUUUGCUCAUAAACAACGUAAAGCAGGCUUUACUUGACGCAAAAAAGAGACAAGAAAACAAGAACAAUCCAGGACCCAGUGCAGCUAAAGAAGAAACAAUAACAAUAGAAGAGAAGCCACCUGUUGAAGAUGAUUCAGAAGAAGAUUUAGAAAAAGCUAUAAAAAUGUCACUUGAGUGUGGAAAUGACGACAAAAAUAAUCCAGGACCAAUUACUACUAAAAAAGAAAGUAUUAUAAUAGACAAGAACCCAUCCGUAAAAGAUGAAUUAGAAGAAGACCUAGAAAAAGCUAUAAAAAUGUCACUAGAGUGUGCAGAUGAUCAAAAUACAAGCAAUUAUACUUCUAAAACAGAUGAUUCCUGGACUUCAGUAUUGUCUGAUAACGAUUAUUCACAGACCGACUCUGAAGAAGAAGAUGGAAUGGAACAACCAGAUAUGUCCUCGGCUAAGGCUUACAUAAUGCAAUACAGCGAUUUCACGAAUAAAGCAAUAGACGAAAUCAUAACAGUAAAAAAGAAAACUAAAAAGCCUAAAACUAUGGGUGUUGAUAAAAUCUUGGAAGAAAUCAACAAUGAAAAAUCUAUCAUUGUUGACAAUGUAGAUGUAUCGUCAGAUGACAGUGGUUCAGUUGAAAUAACUUCUGAUAAAGUUAGUGAUAAAGACGUAGAGCUAAGCUAUAAAGAACUAGAAAACAAAGAAACUGAUGUAGACUUAACCCAGGCAUCGGUUGUAUUUGUUGAAAACCCGUUGCAAGAUAUCAUAACACUUGAUACUAGUGCAGAAGAUAAUGCCUUAGACGCGGAAAAUGUAGUUAAAGAUAGCGGAAAAAACCACUGUGACAAAAUUAAUUUAGAUAAACUUGGCACAAUCAAUACGGCUAAUAAACAAUUAAGUAUUCCUAUUGGAAUUGAAUCAGAAUCUAGCGACGAGGAAUUUGAGGAUGUCCCUGAAAUCGAAAGCAAAUCAACGAAACCUGGUAUAGAACUUACGCUGAACAUGGAACAAACAUGUGAAGAUGACGAUAUAUUUGCAGAUGUUUUCACUGAUAAGAAGAGCAGCAGUAAUAUUGUUGAUAUUGAUCACGUUCUACCACCUAUCAAAAAUAAUAUCGAUAAAGUUGAAAGCGUAGUUAAUCCAAUUAAGUCGGAUUUUGACAAAUCUCGGAAAAGCUCUUCUAAAGAAGACGCUAUAGGUUUUUUAUCAACAAAUGUUAUACGAACGACUGAAAAAGAGAAAAGUAUUCAAAGAAGUAAUGAAGAUCAUACUACAAGUCAGAGUAAAGAUAGCCCAUUAUUAUCUAAUACAGUCCCUGAAAGUACUAGUGAGAAAACUACGUCAAGUGAUAUUCAUGACAAUAAAUCUCCUAAAUUUGUAGCUGAAGGAGUUACAAAGGCUAACACUACGAAGGUCGAUGCUCCACCACCUAAAGAAAUAUCCAUAGAAAAAUUAAAUGAGAUGGCUAAGGAAGUGGCAAAUGAACAACAACAACUGGAGCAAGAAAAGGGGCGGCUUGAUCGUGUGGGUCGGAACAUUACCGAACAAAUGACUAAAGAGGCUCAAGAACUGCUACAAAUAUUCGGGAUCCCCUACAUAGUUGCUCCGAUGGAGGCCGAGGCGCAAUGCGCUUUUCUCGAGAGCAUUAAGUUAACUGAUGGGACCAUCACAGAUGACAGCGAUAUCUGGCUCUUCGGCGGAAAGACAGUUUACAAAAAUUUCUUCAAUCAGAAAAAGCUUGUGUUGCAGUUCUUAUCAGAAAGGAUCGAAAAAUCCUACAACUUAACCAGAGAGCAGUUGAUUUUGCUAGCAUUACUAGUAGGCAGCGAUUACACAACUGGCAUUGAUGGAGUGGGCCCUGUUACAGCGUUAGAGAUCUUGGCGUCAUUCCCCUUCAACAGAAAACAAUUUUUAAAUGAAACAUCUAAGCAAGAAAAAUAUCAGCAAGUUGUUACUGGGCUGCAGGAGUUUAAGAAUUGGGUGCGAGCUGGCAAAAGAACUGAUAAUACCAGCCUUAAAAAGAAACUGAGAAAUAUAUCUUUGAAUGACGAUUUCCCUAGUGUUAGGGUAGUACAAGCUUAUUUCGAUCCAAAUGUUGAGAAGAGCGAGGACAAAUUUACAUGGGGCGAAUUAGACAUAACAAUAUUACGGGAUUACACAAAAGCGAAGUUUGGAUGGUCACAAAAUAAGGUAGAUGAAAUAUUAAAACCGGUCUUGAAAAGGCAAAUGGAAAGAAAAAGUCAGAAGACAGUGCGUGAUUACUUUAAAAGAACUGUAGAGUUCCAAUCUUUGGAGCACCAAAUGAGUAAGAGGGUAAAGGCGGCAGUUGAAAAAAUGGACCCCCAGAAACCGGUGGGUGAACUGCUCCCGGUUGAUGAAGAACAGCCCUCGACUAGUUCAAAGCCUACUAGAAAAAGAAAAACCAAUACAGAAAAGGGAACUGCUAAAGCGAAACCCAUCCCCACCGGCCCUGGACCUGUAAAAAGAAAUAAAAAAGAUUCCGAAUGCAAAGACCUUAAUGUUAGAGUUGUGGCACAUGUAGACGAGGCAACUCCUGGAAUAGACAUAAUAAUUCCGAAAACGGACAGAUAUCAAGAAAUCAUUCCGCAACGAGAAAAAGACAAGGAGAGUCUGUUACAAAACAGAAUGAAAGCCAUCGAAAUAUUCAGAAAAACUAAUAUAGACCGUAAAAGAAAGGCUUUCAAGAAGAAACCACUUUUACCCAAGGAAAAGGCUGAUCUGUCUGAAAGCAGUGAUGGAGAUUAAUUUAUUUUUACACGUGUUUUCCUUCACUAACGUAUGUUACAAAGUUGAAAAUAAAAUACAAUUAUAAAAUAGUACAUUUAUUGUUUACAUACAUUCAACUGUUUUAAUCAAGCAUAAUUACUUUUAAAACAUUUUAAUAUCUCAUGAAAAUAAUGUAUGAUAUGGACACACAGUAAUAUUAAAUAAAACAACUAAAUAAAAUUAAAAUUACUUAACGUGGUUUAUCAAAUAGGUGUGCAACGAACAUUGUCUUAUGUGGUGUGUGGUUAGUAGUUACAUCCAAUAUUUUAUACAUUAAACAAGAGACCAGAAUAACAGACACAAAUGGAAGUCCUGCCUGAUAUGAAACUAAUAUUAAAUAGAAUUCGAAUCUUCCGAG
Molecule: messenger RNA, 4984 nt
Organism: Ostrinia furnacalis (Asian corn borer)
Lineage: Eukaryota; Metazoa; Arthropoda; Insecta; Lepidoptera; Crambidae
Gene: mus201
Product: rad2 superfamily protein mus201
Exons: 7
Coding region: 997-4605 (1202 amino acids)
Biological process (GO): nucleotide-excision repair
Cellular component (GO): nucleus
Molecular function (GO): DNA endonuclease activity; single-stranded DNA binding
Source: RefSeq, a predicted model, not a curated record